AUGGAUCUUCUUGGCAACCUCACUUACAAGGAGGACCUUAACCAGAUUAAAAGCAUCUUUAGUGAAGCUGAAUUGGACAAUGGGGGUUGCUUGGAUAUGCUGGAGUUUAGGCAGGCUAUACAGAAUUUUAGGGAUGAUUUGGAUGAAGAGGUUAUUGACACAGUCUUCAUGAAAGUAGAUGUCAGCAAUGAUGGCACAAUUAACUGGUGCAAAUAUCUAGAUUACACAGUACAAGAGUACCAACAAAAAGAAGCUUUACAAAAAUUCAGUUUGUCUAAUUUUUUCCCGAAACCAAUGGAAUUUGCUGCAAAAUGUCACUCUGAUAUCAUUGUAAAGCUUCUGUUCAAGGAUAUUCCUAAAGAUUAUGUAAGCAGUAUGUCCACUAACAGGAAUCCGCCUGGAGAAUACUUAUCGAUUAGCCGGGAUGGUGAACUCAUUAAAUGGAGCGAUGACUUCACAUUGCUUCAUAAGGUCAACAUUAAUAAGACAGAUGACAACUGCAAAAAAGAUAAGUGGGUAAUAGACAUGGCUUGGCUGUAUGAAUUGCACAUGGUAGCUGUUUGCACAACAUACAGCGAUAUUGAAUUUUUUGACCUUAUUUCACCAGAUUGUAAAAAAGAGUUGUCCCUAACAGCAAUUGACAACUGUGCUGUGACCAUCAGCUACUGGUCAAAUGGCAAAAAAGGAGUGUUCUGUAGUGGAGAUGAUAAAGGAGGUGUGAUGGUGUUCAUGUCUUCUGAUAUCAAUAUUUAUGGCCUGUUUAAUAUGAAUGCUGAGAGUACAACCGGGAGAUCCAAUAAAAUUUCUGUUCGAGAUCAGCUUAAGAGUAAAUCCAGAAACCAUAUGUGUUUCAGAAUUCCAAGCCUCCAUGAAGGCUGGUGUAAACAAAUAAGGUAUAUUCCAGAUCUCAAUGCAGUUGUCACCUGCUCUGCCCUAAGUGACACUGGCAUGGUAGUAACAAAGCUUCCUUAUUCUAGACGAAACAAAAUUCGAAAUAAGUUGUUUGAUUCAAAAAAGGGGAUACUUUGCUUUGACUAUUCCACCAAGAGCAGAAGCCUAUUCACAGGUGGAUUUGAUUGCAUUGUGAGAGAAUGGAAUCCCUAUAUACCCAAUAAUUGCAUGUUUCAGAUGGAAGGACAUCAUUCUCCAGUUCAGCAUAUUGCAGUCAACAGUCAGAGCCUCAAGAUUAUUAGCAUUUCAAGAGAUGAUGAAUUACGUGUCUGGGAUUUGCUGACAGGAAGUUGUCUUCAAAAAUUACCAUUAACUGUAGGAGGACUGCCCAUCUUUUGUUUCUGUUACCAUGAAAGCACUAAUUUACUUGUUGUAGCUGCUGCAGAGAUUGGUAUUCUCUAUGGUAUAGAAAAAAGCAGGGAGUGGGAAUACACUUCACAUGAAGAACCUCUUUGUACAAUUCUGUACAGCAGUAGCUUUAAGCAGGUUGUUAGCGGUUGCAUUGGAGGCUUUGUUUGUGUAUGGGAUAUCCUGACAGGGAAGAAGGUAGUGCAAUUCAUGAAUACAGAAGAUAGGAAAGCAGCUAUCACAGCAAUGGCAUUUGAUGACCUACAAAGACGCUUAAUCACAGGCUGCAAAGAUGGGACUGUCAGGAUUUGGAACUUCAACAAUGGAGAACUCCUUAGUGACCUGCAGAAGGUGGAUAAAACAAUGGUGACUGACAUAGUGUACAUUGACAAGAAGAUUUAUAUCUCCGGUUGGCUUAAACGACUUGUCUGGUAUUCGGACGCUAAGAAAGAUGAAGAAAUUGAUUCCAAGCAGUGGAAAUGCUACCACAAAGAAAACGUUCGGUUUAUGGUAGCCUAUGAUAGCCAGCUACUGAUAACAGUUUCCUACAUUGGCAACAUUAUUGCAUGGAGUACUGAAGUGGGUGAACCCCUUUUCAGAUUUAAUCCUGAACGUAGCCUCCGACCCCUUGAUCCUAUCCGGGUUUUUGAUAAAGUGCAUCCUGUCCUAGAUACUACUACCAAUCUCAGUCCAAGUGAUACUUCCACUCACCUAAGUUUACUGAAUGAUAAAACUAGAGGCAAAACAAGAGAAUCAUCUUCGGCUGCAAGUGAAAGAGAACUGACUUCUUCAUUUACCAGUCAGUCAACCAGACUCAUUCCAUCCAAACAUGGUGAAGAGCUUGUUGGGAGUUCAUUGGAUGAUAACUCAAAAAAGAAUGUGAAUGCUAAUAAUAGCAUUUUGUCUUCUCCACAAGUGACAGAGAAGUCAGGCACUGACGAAAUUCUAGACAAGCCCAAAAUAACUGUUGAGAAACUGUACUUUUUACACUCACGGAAGCUUGGUCCAGAUGCUGCAACUCUUCUUACAAGUGCCUCUGAUGGUUAUAUUUUAGCCUGGUCUGUACAUCCUGAUGGGGGCCUUCUGGGAAAGUUUAAAGCUGUCACUUUCAAUGCAUCCUUUAUCACCACAAUGACCACAGAUGAAAAUGAUGAAAUACUUAUUACAGGAGAUACAAAUGGUUACAUCAAGAUUUGGGACAUUGAGAAUUACUGCUGUAGUAAUAAAAUACUUAAGGAAAAUGGUGAUAGUGUUGAGAUUUCAGGGAGUGAAGUGAAGCUCAAAGACCUGAUUCCACUGUACUGUAGAAUUAGGGGAAGUAACUCCCAUAUAAAGGGUGAAUAUGAGGCCCAUGGUGAAUGGAACGUCUGUCUGGACACACCUGACUUACUGUGCUCCUUUAGGUCACAUCUGAGUAGGUUGGUUCAAGUUCAGUUUGUGGCCCGAUUCCAACUUAUAAUCACAGCAAGUUUAGAUUGCAAUAUUCGUCUGUGGAAGAUCUCAGGCCAUUAUAUUGGUAACUUCGGCCAAUCUCUGUGGCAGCUCGGUAUUUUUGACGCCAAUGGAAAAGUACCAAUAGAUUUAAAGAGAGCAGGCUCUUACCAGACUCUGAAAGUACUGAAUGAAGGAAUCAAUCCCUUCUGGAGGUGUGAUUUCCUGGCAGAUUUCCAUGAGCUGCUAUUGAGUGGAGAGAGUACCACCCACCAUUUUAAGGAAAUUGCCAAAAUUGCCUGUUUCCCUGAGGAAGAAAAGGGUCCUGUGGGUCAAAUAGAGAUUGACAUUGAAAUCCCUAUUUUGCAUCCAAGUGAACUAUCCCAACCAAGUCAAACACAGAAUUCAGCAACAGAAGAUGCAACCAUCAGUGUAGGGCAGGAAUCUUGA
Molecule: messenger RNA, 3180 nt
Organism: Polypterus senegalus (gray bichir)
Lineage: Eukaryota; Metazoa; Chordata; Cladistia; Polypteriformes; Polypteridae
Product: WD repeat-containing protein on Y chromosome-like
Exons: 1
Coding region: 1-3180 (1059 amino acids)
Molecular function (GO): protein binding; calcium ion binding
Source: RefSeq, a predicted model, not a curated record